Centruroides sculpturatus (bark scorpion) is the source of this 444-nucleotide messenger RNA. RefSeq names its product ribonuclease HIII-like. The transcript has a single exon. NCBI's taxonomy places the organism in Eukaryota, Metazoa, Arthropoda, Arachnida, Scorpiones, Buthidae. The record is from RefSeq and is a predicted model, not a curated record. Gene Ontology annotation, cellular component: ribonuclease H2 complex. Gene Ontology annotation, molecular function: RNA-DNA hybrid ribonuclease activity; RNA binding. Gene Ontology annotation, biological process: mismatch repair; DNA replication, removal of RNA primer. Bases 1 to 444 code for a protein of 147 amino acids.
AUGAAACAAAGCGAGCGCGGUCAAAUUGUGAUCGGCAGCGACGAAACUGGCGCCGGUGAUUACUUUACGCCGCUAGUUGUCGCGGCCGUCUUUGUGCCGCCGACUAACUGGGAUUACUUUCGGAGUCUUGGCGUGCGCGACUCCAAGGAGCUAAGCGAUCGCCAAGUGUUACAAAUUUUUGAACUGAUCAAAAAACGAAUCAAGUCGAGCGUGCGCUACCUUAACCAGAGCGAGUACAACCAUCUCAGCAAAAAGUACAACGCCAACGAGUUAAAAACGUUGCUCCACUUCCAAGCUCUCUUAGCUUUAGCCGACCGAUUGGAAGGCGUUGACCUAGCGAUUGUCGACGAUUUUGCUAAGACAAACGGCGGCGUUAGCAGCUACGUUCGCAUCCAACGUUACUUUGAAAAACUAGCCCACCACCGUGAUUUUGGGCUUUUUUGA